UGUAAUAUUAUCGUACGUAGUCGGUGAAUUUAUUUACAAGUAUUAUUUUGCAACUUGUAUCAUUAUUGUUAAAUCAAAUCUUUUGCUCGAAUAAUUAUAUCGUUCCAAUUAUCAUUCAAUAUUUAGACGUUAUUAGAUUUAUUUGAUAUAUUGAAAUGUUACCUAAAGUGACAGGUUCUCUCUUCUUGGUGGAACUGUGAACAAAAUAUGGUCGUGCGUGUCGCUUAAAUCCUAAGAGAAAAGAUGAGUGAACAGACUGAAGUAAAUUACCUUGACGGUGAUGUAGUAUGGGUGAAACUCGGCUCUUGUUGGUGGCCAGGUGAAGUGGUAGGACAUGAGAAGCUGCCUCCAGAUGUCCUACCAUCGUUUAGAAAACCACCUAUAGCUGUCGUUAAAUUCUUUCAAGAAGAUUCAUAUGAAUAUGUCAAGAAUCCGAAUUCUAUUUAUAAAUAUGAAUGUAGUCGCAAGGAUGAAUUCAUUCAAAAAGGACUCUAUUUGUAUAGAACCAAACAUGGACUUAUGGAAAAAUUUCCUGAAGAUGUAAUCCGAGCGGAGACUGCUGUUGGUGGCGAUAUUGAAAUCCUCACUCGAGAUGAGUUUCAAGAAACAAAGAAAGAAAGUUAUGCUGGCUUAUUCGGAGACCCAAAAAAGAAAACCCCAGCUUCAAUGAAGAAAGGUAAACAUGGAAAAGGAAAAUCUGGUGACCUUUCAAAAUUUUCAACUCCAAUAAGAAAGGUAAAAGAAAAGUCUAAUUACAAAGUACAUAUUCUACUACAAGGUUCUAAAACCCCCAGUCAACCUGAAGAAACAACUCCCUCCACGAGCAGAGCUGGCUCAGAACCAAGUGAAGAAAAAACACAAGAAUCUAAUGACCAAGAAUCUACAAAAUCAGCAAUCAUCACACCUACAGCAUCAAGCACGGGAAUUUAUGCAUGUCAUGCAUGUCCCUUUACUACAACAAGGUUAAAUGUAUUAAUUUUACAUAAUAAAACACAUAGCUCUACAUUUACGCCCUACACACCGUCACCAGUAAAGAAAAAACCUUCACCAAAAGCACAAAAAUCUUCCUCAAAAGCAACAUCAAAAAUUUCUAAACCUCGAAAGCCAAGACAAGAGAAAAGUGAAAAAUCACCCAGAAAAAACCAAGCUCAAAAACGAGAAGCUGAGAGUGAGGCAUUGCCUGAAGUAAAGAAAAUAAAAACUGAUGAGGAAAUAAAGAGCAGCUUGUUAGCCGAUUGGGAUGAUGGGGAUGAAGAUUCAAAUGGGGAAUCUUCUACCUUAGCCAUGGCAUCAUCUCCAGAUGUACCCAUAGCUGCUGGCUCACCAGCUGUCCCAACGCCUGCUGAACUACCUACAGUCCAGGCACCUAGUGAAAUUGCUCCUGUUCCAGAAAAAAAAGAAGAAAAACCAGAGGCUUCAAAUGACGCAAAAUAUGAUUUUUGUGAAGACGAAGAUUGGCCAGUAGAAGCUGAUGUUGGCAGAAAAAUACCACGCAUUAAAAAACCUUCAAUACGUAAAGAGGAAACGAAAAGCCUUAGCAUUGAUGAAAACGAUAUGGCACGAGAAGUUGCUGAACUAUUAAAUAAAACUACUGUACCGGAAUUACCAUCAGUUCCAGAACCUUUGAAAGUGGAGGAAAAUUUUCCUGAGCCUUCAAUUGUAAAAUCUCCUGAUAAAAAGAGGGAAAGUUCAACUGAAGGCAGUAAAUCUCCAGAAAAAAAAUCCGAUCCUCAACCGCCAAAAACCAUAUUUAAAACAAAAACGUUUUUUCGAAGUCGCCACUCUAGAAGUCAAGAUGCAAUAGGCAAAUAUGUUGCAGAACAAUUAAACGCUGCGGAGAGGCAUGAUAUUGCGGAUUCGGAAAUAAAUGGUUCCGACAUCAAUCUAUCACCAGAGCCCAGAAUUUCAUCACCAAUUGAACAUGUUAAAGUUGCUCGUCUAGCACCAAAGAUUCAACUUAAGAAAAUGAAUGCAGAGGCUGCUCAAUGGCGAGAAAGAGAAAAGUAUCAAAUCCAAGAAGAAGUUAAAAAGACUUAUUCCAAAUCAGACAAUUUGUGUACAGAGACAAUGCCCUCAACUAAAACAAAUACUGUGACAGUUGAAAUUGAAAAUAAGGAUGUGUCAAAGUUUAAGCUGGAAACAAAUAAGAAUGAACCUUUAGAUAAAAUUGAUAAUGAAAUUACUAAAAUUGAAAAUAAUAACGAAAAUGUUGAAACAAAUAUAAAAAAGAAUUUAAUAAAUGAAUCAGGUGAUAACAUAAAUAUUCUUAAUAAUAAGAAUCCCUUAGAACUGAAUUCACCUGAACAGUGUAGCAAUCAAACCAAGAAUCAACCUUUGGAAGAGAAUGAAUUAAUUGAACCAUAUAUGAGUGAAUCGACUGCCUCUGCUGUAGAUGCUUUACUAAGUGUUUCCAGAGAAGCUGAUAGGGUCACUAAAGUAAUAAGUGUGGAUCCUCCUGAAGAUUUGUUUGAAGAUGACAAUAAGGAAACUGUAAAUGGAUCUAAUAUUAAUGGCUGUGAGGAUAAAUUAAAGGAAAUGAAAAGUAAUGUUAUAGAGAAAUUGAAUCAAGAAUCUGAAAGUAUCGAAACAACGACCGAGCCUUCAUCUCAAAUUGAGAAUGAUUCAAAAACAAUUCAAGUUCCAAAUCAAGAAAUUGAGAAAGAAUCAGAACCUGCUUCCAGUAAGGAAGACUCCUUAAAAUGUGAAUUGGUAAUAAAUUCAAUUGAAACAAAUGGUGACAAAAACGGUACAGAAAAAAUAGAAACUAAAACAGUGGAAAACAUAAUAGAAAUAGUUCCCAAUAAUAUUCCAACUGAAUCGGAUCUACAAAUUGCAGAAGCUUUAAUUAAUUUACCUUCUACUACCAUUCAGAAUAAAGCAUCUAUUGAAUGUCAAGAUAAAAUAACGUUAAUAUCGACAAUUAAUAAUGAAGAAGUACAGGAAACAAUUGAAAAUCCCCAAAACAAUUUAUUCGGGGCUUCUGAAACUAAACAGCAUGAAAAUGACAGUACUCCAAAUGAAAAUGUAGCUAUAGUUAAAACGCCCAUCUUGACGAAUAAUAUUAGAUUUGAAAGCGAGGAAGAAAAGAGUGAAAAUUUAAAUGCUGCCCAAUCAUUAGUUCAAAUGUCUGAAUCCAUAGAUCAUAAAAUUAACAUAUCAGAAAUUAAUGCUAGCAAACAAAAUGAUAUCAGUUCUGUACUUUACUGUAAUAAGGCACAAGACGUCAAUCGUUUUGAAAAUACCACUGAUGUUGUGUUAGGACAAUCGUCUGAAAAGAAAAGUGAGACAAUUAUUAAUGGUAACACAAGCAAAAACGAAAGUACACCUAGAUUACUAAAAAUUUUAGAAGAUCCUUGCACUUCCAAUGUAUCUGCCCCAAAUAAUGCGUCUAUCAAUAAGAAAUUAAUUGUUCCAAAUAAAGAAAAAAUAUUAAACAUUGAUGUUGCCAAAUCAGCAUUAAAGCCAAAACCGCAAUCCACGAAACAAAAAAUUAUAAUUAGACGUACCACACCUAAUAAAACAUUAUUGAAUAAUGUGACUGAAGUAACAACACCAGAUAAAAUCAUUUUAUCACGCACAAAUAAACCAUCUGAAGAUGGUUCUUCUGUACAAAGUUAUACAAUACAAACAACACCAGACAUUCAAACAGAUAAUAAUACAAUCAUUAUCCAGCAAAAAAUUCGUAAAAUUGCAAAACCAAAUCCUAAACUUCAGAAGAUAAAACCGCAAAUCACACCAUCUAGCUCUGUUAUUGAUAAUAAAACCGCGAAGGAAGUAUCAAAACCCAAAGACACCGUGUUUGAUAUAAAUUCAAUGCCGAUUGUUUUGUCUGAUGAUAUAUUGACACCAGAAAGUAUAGAAAAAAUGCCAUUCGUAAUGUCAGAUGGAAAUCUAAUAACUACUUCCAGCAAUACUAGAACUCCAAAAGGUAAAAAACUGAUAACUCACACUGAAAAAAUAACGGUAACCUCGGCUUCUAAUAAACCAGACAUAAAAUCGCACAUGCAUCAUCCAUCUCUUGAUAGUAAUAAAGUUACAACGCCUAAUAUUCUCUCCAAGUCAUCUAAAUUAAGAGGAUCCCCUAAACCCAUGUUAGUAAUAGAUAAAACAACGGGUAAACAACAGAUCAUUAUGACGAAAUCGGAAACUCCCGUAAAGGAAGUAAAACAAACUCCCACAAUAAUACAAACACUUCCACAAACUACUAAUAAAGCAGAAAAAUUCAUAAUUUUACCAUCGGCUAAUUCUCCAAGACCUGGACGAACACAAAAAAUUGUUAUAGAUCCUCAAACUGGAAAAGCACAUGUUGUAGUGGGGAAAGGACCGGAAACAAAUACUACUGUAGCUGACAACAAACCAGUGUCAGCAAAACUAUUACCAUCUGCUUCUGAUACUACUACUCCUGGAAACACAGUAAUGAUUAUUACUAAUGCACAAGGCACGCAGUCAAGAAUAGUCUUGACUCCUGAACAUGAAAAAAUACUAUUUCCUAAUAAGCAGCAAGCAAGUGUAUCACAACUUAAAACAAUAACACAACGUAUCUCAACAAAUUCUUCUAAUCAACAAAAAAAUGUGGUAACUACCGUUGCCUCCGUUAAAACACCAUCUAGAAUAGUGUCAAAACAAAAAAGUGCCAUCAUAACGUCAAAAGGGCAACUAAUUGUAGGAGGUAGAUUAGCAACAACUACGCAAAAUAUAGCACCAUUACCGGAAAUAAGACCAGCACCAAAACGAGUUUCCACUGAACCCAAGAAAAUAGUUCAAGCUAUCCAGAAAAGCUCUUCAGAGCCGUUAAUAUUUUUACAAAAGUCGGGUUCCGUUAUGCAACUCACUGCUGCACAAUUUGAACAUUUACAGCGAACAGGACAAAUAAUUCAAAAAGUUCCUGUUCAGUCUCAAGAAAAUAAAGUAAUCGUACAGAAAACAAUAACAAUAUCUCCAACUGACACCCUUGUACCUAUACAAAAGCAGAGGGUGAGAAAAAAUCUAGCUGAUUCUCCAACACCUAUGAAAAAAUUAAAACAUGAAAUUGCAAUAGCUCCUGCCCCAGCACCAACUUCACCUAUGCCCGCAUUGACACCAAUAUGUUCUACAAACAUUUCAUCCAGUUCAAUUAAUAACCCAAAAUCUUCUUCUAUUCCCUCAUCCUCAAAUUAUUCAAAUGUUGAUAAUUUUGAAGAAUUAUUACCUACUACGGCAAUAGCUCGCCCUAAUGAGACUCUUGUUGCGCAAACUGAACAAAGUACACAACCUACUGCACCACUCUCCGAUGGACAACUGCUGGCAGUGCCGGGGGAGCAUUUUGGAGGACCACAAGGUUCAUUUUAUCUUUGCGUUGAAGAAAAUGGUACAUUUACUCCAAUAGAUAAUCGACCAUUAGUAUUAGAAAAUAAUCAACUCGUUCCAAUGGCAGAACCGGUUUCAGCCCUUGCUCCACAACCGGAACGCAGGGAUAUUUUAGAGGCUGCGCUGGCUAAUAGUGAUGUUUUUCAUGCUGAAAGCACACAAAAUGAUGCACCCGAUUUUCGGGACCUGAAUGCAAAUGUAUCUGUCCAUUGUAGAGUGUCAGAAACUAGUACAACCUUAAAUCAACCUAUAAUGACUCCAGUCGAAGUACCCACGAAAGUAGACCUGGAACCGACCAUACCGUCGAGCUUAGACGACGGAUUGGCGGUUAUUGGUGUUACGCCUCACUCGGUGCCUACUUCACUGGAGUUACCAAUAACAGUCACAGAUCCACGAAUAGCCCCUAAGACUACUGACCCUUUAAGUAACAGUAACUAUAGAACUUCAUUAUUGCCUUCACCUAAUACGGAGAUGACGUUUGUGGUCACGGAAGAAACAGAUUUACCGGCUGUCGGUCCCAUAUCUAUGCCUUUAUUGACAGAGGAAGAAUCAGUGGGAAAAUCUAUGCCAAUAUUGACUGAUGAGAUUACUGAAAGAACAGUAUCAUCAGUAGAAUCUACCGCAGGCUCACCCUCUUCGAUUGACGUACGAGAAUCGGAAACCGAGGACGGAAGUCAGUGGCCCAGAAGAAUGCUAACUCCUGGAUCUGAUAUCUCUGAAGCCUCCGUGGAGAUCCCACUACAGCCGGCAAUACAACUUUCUGUAAGUGAGCUAUCACAUAAUAAUAGUUAAUUAAUUUCUAGUGUUUAACCAUAUGUGAGAGAGACAAUGAUUGUUUUUUAUACAUGGUUUUAGCGAUGCUAAACGUCAUGGGUCACGUGUAGUAAGAAUAUAUACGUAUUCUUAUCACUAUUAUGAAGAAUACAAUGUGCAAUAGGCUAAGUUUUUAUAUUAUUUAAUAUCAUGAAAGCCUACGGCGAAUAAUAAUUCAGUUGAACUGUUGUGUAGUAAAAUACACAUAAUAUUAUAAGGAUUUCAUUGAAUAAUAAUAAUGUAUCACAAUGUGAGGACUAAAGUGAACUAUAUUUUAUAAUGUAGGUAUUGCAUAAGGAUGAAAAAUCAUGUGCGUGUUUCAAACGUGCACAAAUGUAAAUAUAUAACAGGAGAUGACUGAUGCUCUAUUGAUUGUAUUCAUCUCUGUCUACUUUUAUUUUAUUAGUUUAAUGCAUUAUGCAUAUAGAGUUUAAUUUAAGAUUAUUAUUGUAAAAUAAAAUUUAUAAUUAUAACGUUGUUGGAUCAUAUGUGUAAUAUAAGAAGUUAGGUAUAUUGUAAUAUUUUUUAUAACGUCAUCCAUCUUCUGAUAAGUAACAUUGUGUACAAAUACGCAGAUUUUGUACAUUGAAUUGUGCUAUAAUUACUAAGGUCGAAACGGACACAAAUAUGUUUAUAUACUUUGGUACAGAAAAAUAACCAGUAGAGGUUACUGCUUACCAAGAAGUUGUCAAACAAUGUCUCAACUAAUGAAAUAGUUAUUCAUUGAUUUUAAUUGUGUAGCACUUAUAUUAAGUACAAUAUUUGUAAAAGUAACUAAACAUAAUGUCGAAAGCACAUUAACUUGUGUGAACUAUGUCUGGAUGUAGAACUACGACAAUGAAGUCUAACAAAAACUUCUUUGUAGUAUAAGGAUUUAAUAAAUAAACUUCAUUCAA
Messenger RNA from Colias croceus (clouded yellow), 7055 nucleotides. RefSeq names its product mucin-17. The transcript is spliced from 5 exons. The coding region runs from base 244 to 6138 and encodes 1964 amino acids. NCBI's taxonomy places the organism in Eukaryota, Metazoa, Arthropoda, Insecta, Lepidoptera, Pieridae. The record is from RefSeq and is a predicted model, not a curated record.